CCCCUUUCACCCCACGGCCGUUGGCCUACGCGGAGGCCGAGCGGCCGGCUGCUGGCUGGUGCAGGGCGCGGGGCCCGGGACGUGGGGCGCGGGGAGGCGGCGGCGCGGCUUUCCCUGGGCGGCGAUGGCGCGCGCGGGCGCCGGGAAGCGGGCGCCGUAGUAGCGGGCUCAGCGGCGGGCCUGAGGCGGGCCCUGCGCCGGUCUCGCGCCAUGGCCCCCAUGGGCAUCCGCCUGUCCCCGCUGGGGGUGGCCGUGUUCUUCCUGCUGGGGCUCGGGGUGCUCUACCACCUCUACUCGGGCUUCCUGGCCGGCCGCUUCAGCCUCUUCGGCCUGGGCGGCGAGGCGGCGGGCGGGGCGGCGGAGUCGGGGGCCGACGGGGGCGCGGUGGACCUGCGCGAGAUGCUGGCCGUGGCGGUGCUGGCGGCCGAGCGCGGCGGCGACGAGGUGAGGCGGGUCCGCGAGAGCAACGUCCUCCACGAGAAGUCCAAGGGGAAGACGCGCGAGGGCGCCGAGGAUAAGAUGACCAGCGGCGACGUGCUGUCCAACCGCAAGAUGUUUUACCUGCUCAAGACGGCCUUCCCCAACGUGCAGAUAAAUACUGAGGAACACGUGGAUGCAUCUGACAAGGAAGUCAUUGUAUGGAACCGUAAGAUUCCUGAGGACAUCCUGAAGGAAAUAUCUGCUCCUAAGGAGGUUCCAGCAGAAAGUGUGACCGUUUGGAUUGACCCGCUUGAUGCUACACAGGAAUACACGGAGGAUCUUCGAAAGUACGUCACCACCAUGGUGUGUGUAGCUGUGAAUGGCAAACCUGUGCUAGGUGUUAUUCAUAAGCCAUUUUCUGAAUAUACAGCUUGGGCAAUGGUAGACAGUGGUUCAAAUGUGAAAGCCCGUUCUUCCUACAAUGAGAAGACCCCAAAGAUCAUUGUGUCUCGCUCUCAUGCAGGGAUGGUCAAACAGGUUGCUCUUCAGACAUUUGGAAACCAGACUUCAAUCAUCCCGGCUGGUGGUGCUGGUUAUAAAGUUUUAGCACUCUUGGAUGUGCCUGAUACAAGCCAAGAAAAAGCAGAUCUAUAUAUUCAUGUGACAUACAUCAAAAAGUGGGAUAUAUGUGCUGGCAAUGCCAUCUUAAAAGCCCUCGGGGGGCAUAUGACCACUCUGAGUGGUGACGAGAUCAGUUAUACUGGGUCUGAUGGCAUUGAAGGGGGACUCCUUGCUAGCAUCAAAAUGAACCACCAAGCUCUGGUCAGAAAACUCCCCGAUUUAGAAAAGUCGGGACAUUAGCAUUCCUGACCAUAGGGUGCAACUCUUCCAGAUGUGAACUGUUUGGCCUGAACUGUUGGAAGCUUGGAAGACUGGUAGAAGCGAUUCAUGGUUAAGGCCAUCCUGAACCUUUGGAAGGACUUAUGAAGCAUCAAAGACUCACUUUCCCUGAAACAGGAUGCAGAAUCAGGGAAAUUGGGUUGCUUCGUUUCUCAAGUAUUGUCUUUAUUUUUGAGACUAUUUUCAUACAAUUGUCAUACACAAGGCGCAUAUAUAUAUAUAUAUGUAUGUAUGUAUAUAUAUUUGUGAAUUAAAAUCUAGAGCUGAGUACACUGUUAUGAGUCACCAUUUCACUCAACAAAUGAUGAGUCUGCACUGUUGAUACUUACGUAUAGAUUGAGUUUGAGGAAGGCUUUGUUUUGUGUAGAUGUUUAGUGUAACUUUGAAGUUGUAUCUUAUUGAAAAUAACUCAUUGGUGGUUUUUACUCCUCAGAUGGAAAAGCACAAGAAGUCUCAUACUCAUUAAUAUGCAGCGAACGCAUAUGAACAGGAAUAAUUCUGUUCUGCCAUUUCUAUGGAUUUAAUAGAAGAGGCUUAAAUUAUUUUCUUUGAAAUUUUACUAACAGAUUCACCAGCCAGUAGGAAAUAUAAACAAAUGAUGGAUUGCAUUAUGGUUAGAAUUUUCUGUGAAUGUGUGUUUUGUAUUGAUAAAAGAGUGUUUAUGGUUUCAACAUCUCAGCCAUGUUACUUUUGGUUUUCAUUUCGCCGUGAAAGGUGCCAUUUUUCAUCUUUUCUCUGCUGACCAGGACUUAGUUUUUAACCUGUAAAGUUGGUCAUAAGUUUUAAUAUUAGCACCAUGAUAUGAUAUAUUUUCUCAUUAGAAAGAAACUAGGCUGUAAGACACUAUAAGAAUAAAUGAUUUUGUAAUAAUUGGAAAAUACAUGACAUUAUAUGGAUUGACUAGUUUUAAUUAAUUUUCAGGACUUUUGUUUAGUAAAUUGUUAAAUCUUGCCAGGUUUAUCUGUAGAAAUUAUCUUAUCAAGAAUGGGCACAGCUCAGUUUUUAGCUAUUAAUAGGCUUAAAUGUAACUAAAUUCUCAAAGGAGUCACCUGUGACACAAUUCUAUAGUUUCCUCAUUUAUAAAAAUGUUUGUGUUUUUUUUUUUUUCUUUUUCCCACAGAGUUGGCAGAAUGUGAUUAGAAAAGGAUAAGGUGACAUUUGUCGUGUUGCUGUAACUAACUGCUUUUUUUGUCUGAGCUGUAUUUGCUGGUGUGAGUGAUUUUUUCUUCCUGUGAUUUAGAAAAGUAAUGUAAAUAAUCAUGUAUUUUUUCAUGUGGCUUUGAUGUCCUUGUAAACUUUAAUGUGGAAUUUCUCAUAUUUUCUUUUCUUAAAAAUGUAAGCCUAAAGAAUUUUCUAUUUGUUUUCCAAUUUUAGAGGUAGAGUUGAGCAGAGAAUGGACACUCCAGCUAGUAGAUUGUUCAUACUUGAGGUUGUCAUGUCACUGGGGACCUAAGCCCUUCUUCCUUCCUCAGCAGUAGACUGCAUCUUCGUACUGAACAACAAGUGCUUUCUCCCAUACUCAGCAGCUGGUAACAGAUACACGAGUUGCCCUUUGUGCAAUCAAAAUUCAAAGUUUUGGGAGUUGGAAACUUGGUACUUACAUAACAGGACUUGUGAGCUUUUAAAACAAUUUCAGACACCUGAUUUAGUCACUAGAUAAUAUGAUAAGAGAAAGGAGAUCCAGCUUUCUCUGGAGAGAUGGCAAAAGCAGAUACUGUCACAGAGUCCUGUGAUAGAGGCAUUUGUUUUCAUUGUAAUAGGUCAAAAAUAGAAUAUAGAAUUUAAUUGAAUAUGUUUUAAAGUGCAGAAACUCUUUACCAUUUUGUAGAAGUAAAACUAGUUCACACUAGCAAGCAUGAUUGCUUUGUUUUUAUUAACAGGUGUAACUAAGGAUAUGAAGAAUGCUGUGUGCUGUGCUAAAAAGUUAGGAUUCUGAGAGAUGAAAGUAUUUCUAUAAUUUGUCCAUGUUGUCUAGUUACUAAUGAUCUUAUGUACUUUUAUAGACAGUUUAUUUUUAAAAUUUUUUUAAGAGCCAAUAUACAUUAUAAGAAAAAUGGUAUUAUUUACAUAAGGUAUUAUUGUGCCAGAACGUACUAGCUGUGGAAUAUAUAAUAUAUCUCAGAAUUAACAUUGUUUUAUUUCUAAAACAUAACAAAAUAAGCAAAUUUAUAUUUAGAAAUGACCUGUUUUCCUUUUAGUAAAAGCAGAGAUGCCCACAGCCAUGGUGGGUGACAUCAGCUGUUUCAUCCUCAGCCACCUUUAGCUGCCACUGCUCCUUUUUCCUUUUCAGCUCUCUGUCUUAGCUGUUAUGCCACCUUGCCCCAUGCUUAACCCAGCAUUCUUUUAUGAACUCAUUCUUCUUUAUAUUGGCCACCGAACAGUCAAAUUGAGACUUAGUUCAAGAUUACAGUGAAAGCGAUUAAUCCUGAAGAGACCUAGUUACCCACUAUAUUUGAGACUUCAUGAGAAGUGAAGAAAAUUACCUUGGAAACCAUAAACUUUCCAUGCUGUUAUGUAAGCCUGCUUGAAGAAACCUGUUUUUUUUGUUUGCUUGUUUGUUUGUUUAUUUUCAUUCUUAUACCCCCCGCCUCUGAUUCAGUUGAGUUUACAAGGCCCUACAAUACAGCCAUAUUUGUGUUGGUGAUUUUUCUCCUUUGCUUAGCUUUUUGUUGUUUUCUUAACUGAAACACUCAGAUGAGGUAUUGGUGAUACAUAUAAUGAACUGACAAGAGCAUCUAGAUUUGUGUUUAUGAUUGUGGAGAUUCUUAGUUUCCUGGGGCUCCUUUGGACUGUUCUGCAGAUUGUGUCAAGAGGAAACAGUUGGGCCAAGGUUAGAUGCUAAGUUCAGGAAAUGUGAUGAUACUCUGGCUAUGAAGGCAGAAGUGCUCUGGUAACUUGGGCAGAAGUACAGUGGAGUGCCAUCCAUUUUAACUUCUUUGGUGAUAGAUGAAGAUAGCCUUCCUGGGACAACCUGGAAGGUGAAAGCAGCAAUUCUUCUAGCUACCUGCGAUAGCUGUGUGGAUCAUUGCUGUGUAGAAACAUUAGUUUUCAUAUUAGCUUGGAUUAAGAGUUAUUUAAUGAUAUACCUGUAGAGUGGCUCUGUCUUAAAAUUGUGUGUAGAAAAAAACAAAACAAAACACUAAUCUCUGGGGGUUUUCCUUAAGAAAAAAAAAAAAAAAGAUGUGCCUUAAAUAGGGCAUUGUAUGUUAAUAAGACAAAACAAAACUUCUUUUUAGCAAGUGGGGAAAAUAGCUUUUUUCCCAUUAAAUUUUAAGUUCUUUUAGUGUUUUUUAUAUCAGAGUUGGGGAAAAGUCAUUAAAAUUAAAUAAAACUGAUGAAUUAUUUUUGCAUAAUGUAGCAUUUAUAGUUGAAGUACAUUUUUCUAAGAACUGGUUCAUGAUGUACAUAAGUGUGAAAUGAUAGUUCAUCAUUUGGUUUUAAAUUAAAUGGUAAACCAGGAUAGAUUGCAUUUUACAAAUUUUACUUUUAAGUAAACUAUUUCUCUAGCUUUUUGGUGGUCUAGUAGUUAAAUAAUAACUGUGUUGUGACAUAACAGAGUUCCUAAUGAAAGGAUUCUAACCUUGAUCAGCCACGGUUUUGAGGGCUGCUUCACAGUGAAGUUCAGCAAUCACUUGGUUCUGUGAGGUGCUCAUAUGUGUAAAUUGUUCUUUUUUAUCUUAUCAACACCUGGCAGGUUGUAUUCUGAGUUAGCGUUGACAGGGUUUUUUGUUUAUUUAUUAUUUUUUGAGUUGGGCAGUAAUUUAAUGGAAGAAAUGAGAUGUUUGCUUUUGAGAUAAUACAAGAUAAAUUUUAAAGUUAAGGAUGAUGAAUAAUACUAAAACAAUUGAUUAUAUAUUAUAUUUGUUGUCAUUCCCUAAAGUAUUAUCUAAUGUAUGUUUGUAAAGUACAAAAGCAGGGGUUGUGAUAUUUUGUCAAUAUGCUUAAUUAAAAUUAUUUUAAGGUGUAAAACAAGUGGUACAUUUGUCAUUCUGGAGAGACUUGUUCCUCCAUAUGUGUUUUUAAACUAGGAAAUAUAAGUUAACAUGAGAUACUUAACCAGAAAACAAUCUCAUGUCCCUAUAUAUGGCCUUCAGUCUUUGUUAUGUGGCAUGAAUUAGAGAGGGACUCUUGUCCUGUACUGGCAGUGGCCAGAACCAGCCUUUGUUAGUCUAACAGGCUGUCUAUAGUAAUAGACUGUCCAUUGCUAUGGCUUGUUUUUAUUGGCAGUACUGUCUUGGUAGCUUCUGCCUGUGUCACCAGAACUGUGUCCUUUCCCUGAUCUUUUAAACUUUAUUUUCAUCUUUACUUCCUGUUAAUCUAUUUCUUAAAAUGGGUCAACAGUGGUUGACUACUUCUUUCUUUUCAUAUAUAUCAAGCCAUGGAGGAAAUAAGCCGUUUCCUUUUGCAGAGAUGCCACGUUUUCUUAGCAGGCUCUGACCUGCCAAGCCACUCCACCAGAUUGCAGUGGAGCCCAGUGUCAACUUCUUUGGGAAGAAACGUCUCCAACCAUGGCCUUAGAAGAGUGCUUUAUGUUUCACCACACCGCUUUUACAAAUGCUGUUAGUUUACUUGCUAAGAAGAUGGAGUGUGUCUGAUUUCUGGGUUUGUGUUUUCACUACAUCCCCAUUACCUAGUGUCUUGCACAAAUUAGGUCCAGAUUGUGUGCUGAAUUGGACUAAAGGAUCACUACUAGUAUUAGCAUGCUUCAUGUCUCAGUAGUAUAAGCUAGUAGCUUCCUUUGCUGAUACAAUUUCUAAGUGUCACCCUAUACACACUAAGUUGUUUUUGUUUUGUUUUUUCAGUUUUGCCUUUCCUCUAGAUACUACCCAAUGGUCAAUUGACUGUAUAAAAUGUGAUUGCUUCCAGUGACAUAAUUAUCCCAAACCUGCCCUGAAUAUACUUUAACAAGUGAAAUUUGAAUUCUUCAAAUAAAUUGAUCAUGUCUGAGAAAGUU
Molecule: messenger RNA, 6274 nt
Organism: Psammomys obesus (fat sand rat)
Lineage: Eukaryota; Metazoa; Chordata; Mammalia; Rodentia; Muridae
Gene: Bpnt2
Product: 3'(2'), 5'-bisphosphate nucleotidase 2
Exons: 5
Coding region: 211-1281 (356 amino acids)
Biological process (GO): phosphatidylinositol phosphate biosynthetic process; skeletal system development
Cellular component (GO): endomembrane system
Molecular function (GO): 3'-nucleotidase activity
Source: RefSeq, a predicted model, not a curated record